Molecule: messenger RNA, 647 nt
Organism: Tinamus guttatus (white-throated tinamou)
Lineage: Eukaryota; Metazoa; Chordata; Aves; Tinamiformes; Tinamidae
Source: RefSeq, a predicted model, not a curated record
GCUCACUGAACAAAUCCAGUAUAUGUCCAAGCUCUUCUGAAUUGUUUAUUCCUGGAAUUUGCAAAGAAUCUGUGAGUUCAGCUUUAGAUUUGCUGGAACAGAAUCAUGAAGGAGGAAAGAGCAUAGCAGAUAAUCUUCUAACUAGUUUGUUUACCAUUUUCACGGGAGUAUCUGCCAUUUCAAAAGCCUAUGAACAGCAAGAUGAGGACUGUCAAGAGAACAUUUUCCUUCUUGAUCGUGCUGCUCAGUCCUAUAGCAUCAGAAUUAUCUCUGCUUUUGACCAGCUUGUGGUCCUAACCAAGCUUUGGCUCGACAAUGUCUCAAAGUGCUCCACAUCAAUAAAAACCGAAGAAGAGUUAAAACAGGAAGUAAAGAACUUGGGAGGUUAUUUACAGUUACUAUUGCAGGGAUGUUCUUCAGAUAUAUCCUCCAUGGUAAUGGAAGCAUGGAACAAAGUAGACCACACAAUAAGACAAAUAAUGAAAUAUAUAGGACAGUUGGCAGUACUCAGGAGAACUGAUAUCUUCUCUUCUGAAGAGAACAGCAUUAUGGCAACUUGCCUACAGGAUAUAGAAUUUAAAUACAAAGUGAUUUUAAUGUUGACUUUCAUAUUUACUGUGCUCGAAAGUAUAGCAAGCUCUAUAUAA